AUGGUGGGCCGCAUUGUGGCCACAGCGGGGGCUGUGGCAGCAGCUGCCAUGGUUGAUGUGGUGCAUCCACGCAAAGAAGAAAUGGUCAGGCAUCAUCCGAUGUAUGGCCGCACUCUGACCCAGGAGGAUUGGCCCACUCUGUCCGAUAUGAUCCUUCGCGCGCGCAAGCUACAGCUGGGAGAGCGUAUGGUGUGCCUCAUAGAAGGUGAAGAGGAUAUUCGCGCCAAAGAAUCCGCCUUUUGGGAUCUCGGUGGGGAUGUCUUCCAGUUAACUUUCCGGACAAAGCGCCGGGAUGCACUGUACUUCCCCAAGUCGCUGCUGGCCGAAGGGCGAAACUAUUUGUUUGCUGCAGCGGCUGUAUGGGAGCUUCAGCUAGGACAGCGAUAUCUUUACUACAUCUUGAUGGACGCUGAUGCCGAGGUGGAUGAUUGGUCCAUCGGCUGGCGGGACUUUCGCAAUUUUCUCCUCGACUGGCAACCGGCGGUGGGUCUGCCGGAGCUCUUUGAUUAUCACCAGAUCUUGUACGAAUAUCAGGUGACGGACGAAUCCGAAGUGCGGACGGUGCUGAAUUUCGACCAUACUGUUGUGGCAGUACAUUCUGACGCUUCCAUCUGGCUGCUGCCCUACGUCACCAAUCUGGAUGAGUUUUGCCAAUGGGUCUCCCAAUGGAGAUUUUCCUCCCUGGCCAACGCCUUGUUUCCUCAACACACGGUGCUCACACACCGACUCUCCGUGAAAAAUCCACACCAUGCGUCCUACAGCAAGUCCAGGUGCUUAGAUCUCAUGCUGAAUGUCACAGAGGAACUGCGCGCGGCGGAGCCCGUAGAGUUUCACAGCUGCUUCGUGGAACCUUCCAAUCAGGCCCUGAUCGUGGAUGGCCUGCCACGUCUCACAGCAUAUCUGCCCUGGUUCUCGCCCUUGAAACGACGACCCAAGCAGAACUACAGCCAUCGGCCGCGGCUCCAAAGUUGCGACAACCAACAGGUGGUUCAGGCCUUGGCGCAGAGUUCCAAGGAGGACGACGACAGUCACAGCUACUCCUGGUGUCGCGGCUGUCAUAUCUCGGUAGCCUUUGCGGUGCUUCAGACCAUUGUGGUUACCAGGCCCUUUGUCUUCACUGGUUGGUUAAAGUUAUCCAACAUCCUGGCGCUGGCCGCGGCGCAGCGGGAAGACCUGGUGGUGUCGCACGUGGCCUUCGUGGUGGCCUCGCGCCUGUUGUGGUGCGCUGAGGGCAUCCGAGGCGCUGAGAUUAACGUGGAGGAGUUAAUGCAGUUCUGGGAGGGUCACGAACAGCACGGCAUUCUGCUGGCGCGCAGCUCGGACACACUGCAGGAGAUCGAAGACUCGGUGCUCCGUUUGGGCAAUCGUGUGAUCUACAACGCAGUGCGGGCUGCACUCUCUCCAUUUGAAGAACGAGUCCCAGCCGGACAAGCAUCCAUGAUCUCGGAUGAGACUGUGGAGAUGUUGGUGAACAUCAUGAGACACUGCGAGGAGCCGGGGAAGUAUUUCGUGCUCCUCAAGGACGACGCCUGA
Messenger RNA from Cladocopium goreaui, 1533 nucleotides. Lineage: Eukaryota; Dinophyceae; Suessiales; Symbiodiniaceae. The record is from the annotation of a GenBank genome assembly.